This is a messenger RNA of Rana temporaria (common frog), 1003 nucleotides long. RefSeq names its product N-acetyltransferase 9 (putative) (gene NAT9). The record is from RefSeq and is a predicted model, not a curated record. Lineage: Eukaryota; Metazoa; Chordata; Amphibia; Anura; Ranidae. Gene Ontology annotation, molecular function: N-acetyltransferase activity. Gene Ontology annotation, biological process: protein acetylation. The transcript is spliced from 8 exons. Bases 80 to 706 code for a protein of 208 amino acids.
GUGUGGGCUGGACUCAGAGGGAGGAAGUAGUGGAAGUGGGUGUGGUUAGAGGAGGUCUAGUGCGGAUGAAUAGAGGAAUAUGCGUGUAAAUGAGGACACCGUGCUGAGAGGGCAGCGGGUGAUUUUAGUACCCUAUGAGCCUCACCAUGUUGUCAGGUACCAUGAGUGGAUGAAGUCGGAGGAACUCCAGAAACUUACAGCAUCAGAGCCCCUGACCCUGGAGCAGGAAUAUGAUAUGCAGCGCAGCUGGAGAGAGGAUAAUGAUAAGUGUACCUUCAUCAUACUGGAUGCUGAGAGAUGGGAUCAGGGAUGCCUAGAAGAGCAGUGCAUGGUGGGAGAUGUUAAUUUGUUCAUCUCUGAUCCUGAAAACCCGACAUUAGCAGAGAUUGAAAUUAUGAUUGCAGAGCCCACGUGUCGUGGCAAGGGGUUUGGUGAAGAGUCUACAAGGCUCAUGUUAUUCUAUGGUAUUUCUUAUUUGGGCAUCUCUACAUUUCAAGCCAAAAUAGGUCAGGAUAACAUGAGGAGUGUUCAACUAUUCAACAAACUGCAUUUUGAGGAGGUAUCUUUUAGCUCAGUAUUCCAGGAGCUCACUCUGCAGUGGAAAGUAUCAGAUAAAGAAAGGCAGCAGCUUCUGGCCGAUUUUACAGUGACAUCAUACAGGAAUCUGAAAGUGCCACAAAAUCAGGAAAGAAAUAACAUGCACUAGAUAUGCAACCUUUUUAAUGAAAUGUUUCCCUUGAAGAAAAGCUCUGACAUGGGUGAAUAAGUGACGCUGGUUUGAAUUCUGUUGGGAGAUUGAAAACCUCUCGCCGUGUGAUCUGCUGUGUACCAAACUGAGAGAAGUUUCCUGUAUGAAACAAAGAUGAAGAAAGACAAUAUUAAUUACCAGGAGACAAUGUUUUACGGUUUAUAUAAAUAUGUUUUAUAUUUUAUUCUAUAUAUUGAAUAUUACGUGCCUAUAACUGUUAAUAUUGUUGUACAAAAAUAAAAUAAAGAGAAAGAG